Molecule: messenger RNA, 996 nt
Organism: Clonostachys rhizophaga
Lineage: Eukaryota; Fungi; Ascomycota; Sordariomycetes; Hypocreales; Bionectriaceae
Source: the annotation of a GenBank genome assembly
AUGCAGCUGGCGCUGGUCCAAAGAAAAAUAUAUCGCCCUGCAAGUCCAUCGAGGCGAUUACCAACAGACAACGAGGAGCGCAUAUUACGUCAUGCUUCAGAACUAAAUCCCGACCAUGAGGGCUGGCACUUUAUCAGAAAGCUCAGCGACUCGUUUCAACUUGAGGGUGUAUCUGGCGGGAAACAUCAUUGCCUUGUUCUAGAAGCUCUUCGUGAACCACUCUGGGUUUAUCAAGAAAGGUAUAUUGGUGGUUUCAUCCCGGUGAAUAUACUUAAAAUCCUCCUUCAGGUGACUCUGCAAGCACUCGAUUAUCUCCAUUCUGAGUGCCAUGUUAUUCAUACAGUACUCCUAAAUUUAAAGCCUGAUAAUAUCAUGAUCAGAAUCGAGGAUCCAUCUAUUUUCGAAGAACAAGCGCUGGAUGAGGUCAUUUACCUUUCACGCAACAACUAUGGGCCUCUAAGAAGGCCACCGGGGAUAAUCCAGCUUAUGGACUUUGAUCUUUCGGUAUUGACAAAGCCGGGACGGCUACACUAUGGGCCUAUCCAAGCUGAGAUUUACCGAGCACCCGAAGUCAUCCUUGAUGCUGGAUAUACCUUUUCCGCUGAUAUAUGGAGUUUGGGCGUCCUGCUCUGGGACUUAUUAGAGAGAAAACGUCUCUUCGACCCACACACACCUGAAAAGCCGGACGAAUACGAUGAAGCAGUACACCUUGCCCAAAUAACAAGCUUAUUUGAUUACCCACCUGGUAGUCUUGUUUCCGGUGGGCGAAGGAGUUCUAUGUUCUACGACGGCAAUAACCCGGAGACUCCGAGAGACCCUCAGCCACUUUCUCGUAAUGUCUGCUUUGCGGGUAGUAUCAACCAGAUCAAGGGUGAAGAGAAGGCCAGCUUUGUAAGAUUUGUGAAGAGAAUGAUUAGAUGGAAACCAGAGGAAAGAAGCACCGCGAAACAAUUGCUCGGAGAUCCUUGGCUGUACGAGGACCUCUCUCAAGAUUAA